GGGAGAGCGUACCUAUCAACUGUUUCAUUUAUCAGUUCCUUGCUUGCCUCUCAAACUCAAUAGUAGUGUGCAGUGCACAGUGCUAAGAGUUAAGAAGGGCAAGUGAACUACACCACUCACAAUUCGCUAUGUAGGAACAGAAGAAGAAUUACGUUUUGUAUCGAAGUAAUGCCAGCAGAAUGAACGAAGAAUAUAAUGGAAAACACAGUUAUAACUUGCAUCUAGAUAAACAAAUACAGAUAAAACUCCUGGAAGCUGAUGAAGACAUAGUGACUAAAGAAAGUAAUUUAAUCUUAUUAAAUUUAAAUUCGAAAAAUAAUUUUGCCAUCAGUUCAAAUGAUACCACAGCGCCUAACUGGAUACCUGGACAGUGGUGUAGCAACUCUAAAAACUACAACGCAAAUAGUUCUAAUUCAAAUACUUAUUGUAGCUAUUUUAAUCAACAGCCAGGCAGAAAUGUGAAUUCACAAGAUUUAUGUGGUUGGCUUGUUCAUCCUAAAGUAGGUUUACUAAAAAAAAAGACUGAGAAUGAUGCUACUUCAAAAUCUAAAGUCAACUCAGCAUUAAAUAAUAGGGAUGUAUUGUUAUCACGAACAACAAAAAAGGGACCACCCGAGUUUGUUUUUAAACAUUACUCUGACUCCAAGCGUUAUAUUGAGCAGUAUAGAGAAGAGCAUACUUAUUGUGCUACUCCUAAAUCUGUUGUCAAGACAACUGUAUCUCCAAAGUCAUUCUAUCCUUGUGAAUAUGAACAAAUGGUAUCACAAGACAAUGCUCAAAGUGUUUCCAUAUUGCCAUUUGUUCAAAAUGAGAAAACUAUCACAAAUACAGAACAACUUAAUUUGCCACUACCUUCUUCAUUUCUCUCCAUCAACAAAAGAGAAAAACAAAAUAUUUGUGCCAGUUUUCCCAACAAAUUUCAACAGCUUUAUAAGUUUUCUAAGCCAUUUACAAAGACUUUGGACAAUUUUAAUGGAUAUAGAGCUGAUGAAACUGAAACAAAUUAUUCAAAAAAUAAUUGUUUUGAUGGCUAUCUUGCAAGACAGGAACGAUCCAUGUCAACUCCCACUAUCACUGGGGUCUCACUUCAAAAAGCUGUGGCAAGCAAGGUGGUUCGUCCCAGCUCUUCAAGUAGAAUAAGUAUUUCCAAUAUUAAACAGACUUCACCUGAAAACGGGUCAAUAUAUGAUGGUGUAUUGACCAACCAAUUCAUGAGUCGUAAAAUUGGGAGCCCUUCCAACAGUCAGCCCAGAGCUGUGGACAAUGUGGCAGCUGCCAGUGUCGGUGAAAGACAGAUGUCUUUCUCAAGUAGAACUUGCCAUGUUCUGGUGCUAGUGAACACAUGAAAACUUUUAAAAGAUGUACGCAAACAUUCUUGAUGUUGCCAGAUUUUUAAGACAAAGGGAGCUGAAAAAUCAAAUUAUUAAAAACUGACUGUUUCUUCUCAGAAUUGUUUUUAUAAACAUUUCAUUUAAAUUGAAAUAAAUAA
This is a messenger RNA of Physella acuta, 1489 nucleotides long. RefSeq lists its product as uncharacterized. The record is from RefSeq and is a predicted model, not a curated record. NCBI's taxonomy places the organism in Eukaryota, Metazoa, Mollusca, Gastropoda, Physidae.